Molecule: messenger RNA, 4624 nt
Organism: Physella acuta
Lineage: Eukaryota; Metazoa; Mollusca; Gastropoda; Physidae
Product: GTPase-activating protein skywalker
Source: RefSeq, a predicted model, not a curated record
AUAACUGUAAUAAUAGAAGAAUUAGAUAAAUAAGCAUCAAUUUUCUUAUUUGUAUUAUAAUGCGUUUGUGGUAAAUUCUUCUUUAAUCUUACACCGACAUGUUUAAUUUCACAUCAUAGAGUGUAGAAGCUGCAAAAUAUGGGUGCUCAAAGUCCAGUUUUAUCAAAAUCCAAAAAUAGAAUAUGAAAGGAACUAAAAUGACAGAGCAGCAAAAAUGCUGAAUCCAUCCAACGACAAUGAAUGCUUCCAUUCUGAACCGUGGCCUGCUGAUCCUGCAUCAACUGAGCAGACUAAUGAGAAUGUAUCAGAAAUUGUGGCAGAUAUUGAUUUAGAAAUAGAAGGUGAAAAGGAGCAGUUACUUGGCUGCUCGAAUAGUGAAGGUUCAAAGCGUAACAGCUCAUCAAGUGCUGAUCAAAGCACUGAAUCAAAUGUCUCCGCAAGUGGGCGUUCUCUUUUUAAUAAAUUGCAAAAUAAAUCUCCACUUUCACAUAAAGAAGAUAAAUUAAAAUUCUCAAAGUCGACUACAGAAUCUGCUGCGGAACAUGAAAAACAUGUAUCUUUUAAAGCCGAGGACAAGUAUGCUCCCAUAGAGGAUGAUGAACCAGAGCCUUUUGUUUUUGUUGCAAAGAAAGCCAGCAAGUUUGGUAGAGGAUCAAGUAGUACUGACUUUUUUGGAUAUUUAUUAGACGAAGAUGACACAGAUAGUAAUAAUGUACUCAAGUCUUCGCCUGACUCCCAUAAAUUCUCCCUUAGCAGCAGUCCAAAUAAAGAUGUUCAGGCAGUUCAUGAAAAAGAUGAGACGAAAAUUUCUUACAGUCCGGUUAAAUCUGAACCAGGAAGCCGGUCUUUUCUCAAAGACAAAUUCGCAUCGUCUUUGCGCAGCAAGCCCAGCAGUACACCGGUAAAAGGGAGUGAGAAAUCUCCUCUGUUAGGAAAACACAGUAGUCCAUCAAGUCCUGUCAGCUCAGUCAACGCGUCCCUUCACAGACAUUCUUCCAAAGAGGACAGCCAGCUGGAGCAUCUCCUGUCACCAACAAGGUCCUAUAACUCUUCUGAGGAUGACUCUCAGUUUCAUAAUAUUUCUGAGGACACCGACCAGCACCCAUCACCAAGUGUUCUGUCUGAUGCAGAAGGUGAAGGCGUCUGUAGCAAGUACUCUCAACUGUCAGAGCAUGGGUCCUCAACCUCAUCCCCUGUCACAUCGGGGGAGAACGGAGAUCGCAGGAAUAAAAGUGAUGAGGAUAUUGUCAAAAAACAGAACGGUCUGGAUGGGAAUAAAGCGGAUGCAUCUGCUGGAUUCCUGGACAAUCCCCUGCAACUGGGCAUUGCCUUUAGUGAAUUUGUGGAUGUGGAGAAUUUUAAGCGCCAUCUUGGAACUCAUGCUCCUAAAACAGAGGACAAAUUUGGUGGGAGAUCAGAAGACCAUCUUCUGGUCUUGUUGCGGAGUGGUUCCCACAGAAAUCUCAAGUCCUAUCUGAGAAACUCUCAGUGGCCAGCUGAGAGUGAUGCCAGAAGGCGUUUAUGGGAAAACCUUUGUUCUCAUCUCUUUGAAAAGGAUAAAGGAAAUUUGUACAAAGAAAUAGCCGAAGAAGUCUGCGAAGAAGGGGUUGGUGACGACAUGGUGCUACCCACAUUUCUAGACCAGAGCCACCUGCAGACGUACUUCCUGAACAUCCAGGGCGUGCGAUCAGUUAAAAUCAUCAUGAAUGUGAUAAGUCGACUUAGUCCAGAUAUUAUCUACUGCCCAAUGCUGUACCCCAUGUCUUCCCUGUUUCUGCACUACAUGUCCCCCGAAGCAUGUUUCACCUGCAUGCAGGUGCUCCUCAGUGCCAAUAGCAAGAAGCAGAGUUUGUUUUUCCUCACGCAGACCAAAGUGAAGACAGAAGCUUCGAAGUAUGUCCUGUUAGACUUGGCCAAAAAAUACACUAAACAUGCUUACGUACUUAUUGAAAGAAGCAGCCCCAAAAGCCCAGUGGCAGUACUUGACAAUUGGAUGUGGUGGAUAUUUAGAGAUUUGCCGUUUCAGUAUUUGGUGUGUAUAAUUGACAGCUACCUGCUAGAAGGAUACAAAGUUUUCUACCGGGUAGCUUUGGCUAUAAUUUUUCUUUUCACUAAAGAUUCAAAUAGACGAGGAAGUAGAAACUCACCUGUAUUGAAUUUAGGUGCUGCCAUCGCUAGGUUCUGUACCAACAUGCCAUAUGAUUCCAAAAAGUUAAUCAAGGUUGGAUUUGGGAUUCGGGGGUUGACGAGAAAAGAGAUCACUAAACUUCACACCAAACAUGAGACAAACAUAAAGAACCUGCCAGUCAAAGACACAAUGUCUAGAAUUGUAACUAGUCAAAGCAUGGCCCAGCUUGGCUUAGCCAGGCCUUUCAAAGGUCAGAUGACGGCCCAGCAGUCUUCGUCAGCUGUGUUGACAGCAGAGAUGCUCCAGACCAUAUGGACGUGGAUCCCUUUUCGCCUAACCCUUAUGAGACCCAAACUGCUAUUUUCAUCUGACGAGGAUGGUACAGCACUACGUACACUUUACCAAAAAACAGAACAUGCUCCUCAAACUGUUUUAGCCAUCAAAACUACAAAUAAUGAGGUGUUUGGUGCAUACUGCUCAGCUUCCUGGCACACUAGACAUGAGAAAAACAAACCUCAUUUAUCAUUCUUUGGCACUGGCGAGACCUUUGUCUUUACAUUCCAGCCUUGUCCAAUAAAAUUUCCCUGGACAGGCACCCUAGGAGACAACGCACCAGCGCACCCAGUUGACCAUUUCAUGGCUGGUGAUGACACUAUGUUAGUUGUUGGCAGCGGUAACGGAGAAGCCAUUUAUUUAGACACCAUGAUGAACCGAUGCAGCACCACUCACUGUGAGACAUUUGAUAAUGACCCUCUGUGUACAGAGCAGGACUUCAGUUGCCAGAUAGUUCAAGUUUUUGGAUUUGAUGAUUGAGCUAGGCUACAAAUAGUUCUGAGUUCUAUAUUGCUUACUGCUUGCCUGUGAUAUCACUCUCUUCAUGUCAUAGCUUAGUAAAUUUUGGCUAAACUAAAUUUGACUCAAAGUAGAAACUUGGCAAAACUUUUCCUAAGAUCCUUUGGUCACUACCUCACCAACAACUUCACAGUAAUGGGUUAUUAGUUUUGUGCAUAUUUAUUUUUUUACUGUAUCUACUUUAUUUUUGUGUAAACCAGUCAAGAAUUGCUACUGUGAUAGGUGUGCCUUUAGGUUGUAAGUUAUUUUUUUAAAUAUUUUGUUUCAUAUAAAAAGUUGCUGUUUUUGUUUUGUUUUUUCUUCUCUCAAGAAUGUUAUUAUUUUAUGUCACAAGCAAAAUUCAACUUACAAAUAUUUUAUAAAUACUACAGUUUAUUCAUUUCAGUAAAACCAUUUACAGUUUAUUAAUUUCAGUAAAACCUUUUACCUUUCACAAACUUUUUAGUAGUUGAAAAAGUUAAUUCAAUAUGUGUGUGCUUAUACUUUUCUAUACUUUUUCUUGUAAAAUUGUUAGGACAUAGUGUCAGUAUAGUGGAUAGUUUUUGUUUUACUUCCCUUAUUAAUCACAACAAGCAAAGCUAAUUGUUGAGCAAUUAUUUUUAGAAUGCUAUCAGCUCAAAUAUUUGUCUUUCAUUUGCUUAUUAAUUAAAUAUGGGUACAAGUACUGUAACUCAUUAGUUUAAAUAAAAAUAAUUACAUUACAUAAGUAUUUGUUAAUAUAAUAAUUUCUAGACUUUAUUUAGGAGCUUAAUUUUUUUUUACGUUUGGUUUAUCUUUAAAAGUAAUCUUAAUGUAUUCAAAUUUGAUCAUCAUCUGUUUUUGUCAAAAAAUGUUUUAAAAGUUGUAUCUUAUUCAUUUUGGAAACAUUUUAAAAAGUAUUGGUUUAAAAAAAGUUUGAAAAGCAAUGUAAUUUUCAUAGUCAUUUUUCACUCUAACCUAUGUUUUGAUGAUGUAAAUAUUUUGAUUGUUAAAGUAGGAGUAGUUUGGUGUCAGAGCUGUAAAUUUGUCUGUCAAGAGUUGUCUCGACUUACAGCUGUGUUCACUCCCUUGGCUGUGGUUUAUUUAUUAUUUAGUUAUCUAGUCUAGUUCAGGUGAAACUAUGUUUAUGUGCAAUUUGAUAAUAAGACAUGACAUUGCUGAAUCGCUCUUAAAUGUACAAGCUUUUCAUUGGGUCAGAUAUUCACUUUAUUUUUAGUAUUUUCUCUAUACCGUAUUAAUAAAUUAGGCCUUUUCUUAAAAAACAAAUCAAAUUAUUAGUAAUGGUUAAGUACAUGUACACAGUUGUAAUAGGUACUAAAUUUAGUUAAUAAACUAUAUUUUGCUGUAUAUUUGUUUACAUGCCAACCUUACUUUUUCUUAAUCUGACAAGUUACAGCUCUAUAAAAAGUGUAGCUUUUUGUUCUAAAAUUAAUUGAAAUGAGAAAACAAUAAUUCAAACAGUACUGGAUCACCAAUAGAGUUACUUCCUCUUUGUUGUUUUACGACUGAGGCUGAUAGGGGUUUUUACCCAUGUUGUUACAUACUAGGCCUUGUAUAUAAUUAAAUAUGAAGUUGGUUAUGAAAUGAUAAGUUUUAAUACAGCCAGACUUUGGUGAACAAAUUAUUAAAAUUGCCUUUUUUUAGCCAUAUUACCAUCUUUUUUUU